AUGCAAGACUUUAUGUGUCGCGUGCAUUUUCUCAAAGGAGCUCACUAUACAUGUGAUCAUGUAGAAAAUGAUUUGAACCAGGUUAGAGAACUCCUUGAAGUACACCAUGAGGACUCCAAACUUACGUUUAAAGUUGAUGGAUACAUCAGCAAUGCCAACUACUCAGUGAAAAAAUGCAUAUUUUUGCUGUUCAUCAAUCACCGCCUGGUGGAUUCUAGCGCUCUACGCAAGGCAAUUGAAGCUGUGUAUGUGGCUUACCUCCCAAAGAACAUGCAUCCCUUUAUAUACCUCAGUCUGGAAAUUGCCCCACACAAUGUGGACGUAAACGUUCAUCCUACCAAGCAUGAGGUUCAUUUUCUCCAUGAAGACGCCAUCAUAGAAAGCAUACAGAAAUGUGUCGAAACCAAACUGCUUGGCUCCAAUGCAUCAAGAACAUACUUUGCCCAGGCACUGCUGCCAGGAGCCCCUGUUUCUGUUGGAGAAGUGAUCUCUGAGAAGAAGAAAACAGAGGAGGACACAGGGGCACCCAAAGUUUAUGCACACCAAAUGGUUCGCACAGACAGCAGAGAGAGGAAACUGGAUGCUUUCUUUCAAAAAACAGGAAGCAAUGGUCAGGUUGCCAGAAGAGAUAACUCGGCAGGUGAUGUGGGGGUGACUAAGGCAACAGAUGCUCCAUCAAGAAAAAGGGUGCUAGAAGAAGAAGAAGAAGGAGACGAUGUGGAGACAGAACCACCAGAGGGCAGUGCUGUCACUGAGACAACCCAAAGAAGGGAAAUCAAACUGACCAGUGUCCUAGCACUGAGAAAAGAUAUCAAAGACAAUGUCCACUCAGGUCUCCAAGAACUGGUUCAGCAUCACACAUUUGUUGGGUGUGUCAACGAGGAACGGGCAUUGUUACAACAUCAGACAAAACUGUACCUGGUUAACACCACAACAUUAAGAUGUCAACAUGCUUCUGUGUCAUUCAUAAAAACAAUUUUCAACUUCCAGUUAGGUCUUCUGCUAUGGGCACCCAAAGUUUAUGCACACCAAAUGGUCCGCACAGACAGCAGAGAGAGGAAACUGGAUGCUUUCUUUCAAAAAACAGGAAGCAAUGGUCAGGUUGCCAGAAGAGAUAACUCGGCAGGUGAUGUGGGGGUGACUAAGGCAACAGAUGCUCCAUCAAGAAAAAGGGUGCUAGAAGAAGAAGAAGAGGACGAUGUGGAGACAGAACCACCAGAGGGCAGUGCUGUAACUGAGACAACCCAAAGAAGGGAAAUCAAACUGACCAGUGUCCUAGCACUGAGAAAAGAUAUCAAAGACAAUGUCCACUCAGGUCUCCAAGAACUGGUUCAGCAUCACACAUUUGUUGGGUGUGUCAACGAGGAACGGGCAUUGUUACAACAUCAGACAAAACUGUACCUGGUUAACACCACAACAUUAAGUUUGCACAGAGAUGUGGAAUGGGAUACAGAAAAAGAAUGCUUUGAAACUUUUGCCAGAGAAACCAGUGAAUUCUAUGCUAUGAAGAAGGACUCUUUCAAGCUAUUAAAGGAAGACUCCAGUGAAUCCUGGAAGUGGACCACAGAACAUGUCAUCUACCCUGUCAUACGAACAAGUUUAUACCCACCAAAAUUAUUUGCAGAAAAUGCCUCAUUUCUACAAAUCGCGAACCUUCCAGACCUUUAUAAAGUGUUUGAAAGAUGUUGAUACUCUGUUACUUGAAUGUGUUUUAAAAGUCUUUUUCUUGGGGAUUUACACGAUUGUUUCAUCUAUGCAGAGUUAUACUGUAUAUCACAUGCGCAGUGCUGGUACAGUAUAUUUGAACUACUGCGGCGUCGCUGUAUUAAAUAAUUAGUCUUUUUUAACCUUGCCUGAUCGAGCAACGGCAGGCUGUUCACAUCAAAGAAAUAGCGAUGUCAGCCUGUUACCAGGUGAAUGACACUGUGUGAAUAGUGAUAAUUGUUCAGGCAAAGCCGUUAUA
Lingula anatina is the source of this 1963-nucleotide messenger RNA. RefSeq names its product DNA mismatch repair protein Mlh1-like. Gene Ontology annotation, molecular function: ATP-dependent DNA damage sensor activity; ATP hydrolysis activity; mismatched DNA binding. NCBI's taxonomy places the organism in Eukaryota, Metazoa, Brachiopoda, Lingulata, Lingulida, Lingulidae. Gene Ontology annotation, cellular component: MutLalpha complex. Gene Ontology annotation, biological process: mismatch repair. The record is from RefSeq and is a predicted model, not a curated record.